Helianthus annuus (common sunflower) is the source of this 3336-nucleotide messenger RNA. Its product is annotated as probable inactive ATP-dependent zinc metalloprotease FTSHI 1, chloroplastic. The record is from RefSeq and is a predicted model, not a curated record. Bases 221 to 3073 code for a protein of 950 amino acids. Gene Ontology annotation, molecular function: metalloendopeptidase activity; ATP binding; ATP-dependent peptidase activity. Gene Ontology annotation, biological process: proteolysis. Gene Ontology annotation, cellular component: chloroplast thylakoid. The transcript has 15 exons. Lineage: Eukaryota; Viridiplantae; Streptophyta; Magnoliopsida; Asterales; Asteraceae.
CACUUGCACCCAAACAUACCAACUUGUAUUCGGUGUGCAUCUUCGGCACACUCACCCGUUCAGAUAUUCGGAUCCAUCCGGAUAAACUUUCCAAUUUGUUGCAGAACAAAGAACUCACACUCUCAUAUCUUCACAGUCUUCAAUGGCCUGCAUCUAACCCACUGUUCAAUACCUAUCUAAACCCUUUCCAUAAACCCUAAUUCAUCACAAUUCACACAACAUGCUACCCACACAAAUACGAACAACACCUGAUAAUCUUAUACUCCCUAGGGUUCUUUCAACCCAACCCACCAUUACCCUUCACAAAUCACUCUUUAUCAAAACCCCACUUCAAAAAGAUUCGAACUUUAUUCAAAUUAGGCAAAAAAGACUCCAUUUCACAUGUGGGUUAUUUAGAAAACCGGAUUCGGGUCAGAGUAGUGAUGGGUCGGCUCCAGUUACAACCCAAGAAGAUUUUGUGACAAGGGUUUUGAAGGAAAACCCUAGCCAGGUUGAACCCAAGUAUAAAAUUGGGGAUAAGUUGUAUACAUUGAAGGAGAAAGAGGAUUUGGGGAAGAAGGGGUAUAAUGGUAAUAAUGGGAUUUUUGAGAUUGUUAAGAAGUUGAAUUUGAAAGGGUUGAAUGGUGAUAAUAAUAAUGAUAGAGGUGGAGAUGGGGUUGGUUAUUCUCAUGAUGUUCAUUUGAAUGAUAUUUUGAGGAAGUUUAAGGGGAAGCUUUAUGUACCGGAACAGAUAUUUGUUGAGGAGUUGUCGGAAGAAGACGUGUUCGAUAGGGAGUUUGAAACGUUACCGAGAAUGAGCUUUGAUGAUCUCGGGAAAGCGAUAAGAAGUGGGAUGGUAAAGUUUAUGACUUUUAAGGAUGAUGAUAGGGUUGCUUAUGGGAAUAAAGAUUUCAUUGUCGAGUUGAAGGCGAUUCCAGGAGACAAGAGUUUGCAGAGGACUAAGUGGUCGGUAAAGCUAGACGGUGUUCAAGUACAAGAUGUUCUAAAGGAGUAUAACGGACCACGAUAUGAGAUCGAGACACAAACUAUGGCAUGGGUGGGAAAAGUGCCACAAUAUCCCGAUCCAGUGGCAUCAACAAUAUCAAGCAGGGUGAUGGUGGAACUCGGUGCAGUAACCGCCGCAAUUGCUGCAGCUGCCGUUGUUGUCGGCGGCUUUUUAGCUUCAGCAGCAGUUGCUGUAACAAGCUUUGUUUACGUGGGGACGGUGUACGCCAUCUGGCCUAUCGCCAAGUCGUUUCUUACCGUUCCAUUAGAUGUUGCCGUUAAUGUUUUAGAGAGAAUGGGUGAUGUCAUAUUAGACAUGUUCAUCUACGGUGGGAUUACCUCGAAGUUUCAAGAAAUGUAUUCGUUCGGGAUUUUUUCUUCCGCAUUUAAAAUAGCGAGACCGAUGUUGUUGGUUGGUGUAUGCAUGGUUAUUCUUCUUCGGUUCACUCUUUCUAGAAGGCCCAAGAAUUUCAGGAAAUGGGAUAUAUGGCAAGGGAUUGAAUUUUCUCAGUCUAAACCACAAGCUCGAGUUGACGGUUCAACCGGAGUUACAUUUGCCGAUGUGGCAGGGAUUGAAAUAGCAGUCGAAGAGCUCCAAGAGUUGGUCAAGUACUUGAAGAAUCCGGAAUUAUUUGACAAGAUGGGGAUAAAACCGCCUCAUGGGGUACUUCUAGAGGGGCCUCCAGGAUGUGGCAAGACCCUUGUUGCCAAGGCUAUAGCUGGUGAAGCUGGGGUUCCAUUUUACCAAAUGGCUGGGUCGGAAUUCGUCGAAGUCCUUGUUGGUGUCGGUUCGGCUCGUAUUAGGGAUUUAUUCAAGAGAGCCAAGGUCAACAAACCAUCUGUUAUUUUUAUCGAUGAAAUUGAUGCACUAGCUACAAGGCGUCAAGGAAUAUUCAGUGACAAGACAGAUGAUCUAUACAACGCUGCUACACAAGAAAGAGAAACUACGUUGAACCAGCUGUUGAUAGAGCUUGAUGGAUUCGAUACAGGAAAAGGUGUCAUAUUUUUGGGUGCUACAAACCGUAAGGAUUUGUUAGAUCCUGCACUUCUUCGGCCUGGACGCUUUGAUCGAAAGAUAAGAAUCCGACCUCCUAAUGCCAAAGGGCGGUUGGAGAUAUUGCAAGUCCAUGCUCGCAAAGUGAAGUUGUCAGAAUCAGUUGAUUUGUCCGUUUUUGCUCAAAACCUUCCUGGAUGGAGUGGUGCAAGACUGGCUCAGCUUCUCCAAGAGGCUGCUCUUGUAGCGGUGAGGAACAAACAUAAGUCGAUUCUUCAAUCAGAUGUAGCCGAAGCCGUUGAUCGGCUAACCGUGGGCCCUAAACGUGUUGCAUUGGAUUUGGGCCAUCAGGGUCAAUGCCGUCGAGCCACAUCCGAAGUUGGAACCGCAUUGACUUCCCAUCUUAUAAGGAGACUAGAGAAUGCAGCUGUUGAACCAUGUGACCGCAUAUCAAUAUAUCCUCGUGGACAGACACUAUCACAAGUUGUUUUCAAUCGACUCGAUGAUGAAAAGUAUUUAUUUGAACGCCGACCGCAGUUGCUUCAUCGCCUUCAGGUUUUACUUGGAGGGCGAGCUGCAGAAGAGGUAAUUUUCGGAAGAGAUACGUCAAAGGCAUCAGUAAAUUACCUCGCAGAUGCAACUUGGCUUGCCCGUAAAAUUAUAACAAUAUGGAACUUGGACAACCCAAUGGUGAUACAUGGAGAACCACCUCCGUGGAGAAGGCAGCCUAAAUUUGUGGGCCCACGGCUAGACUUCGAAGAAUCAUUAUAUGAUGAUUAUGGUCUAAUUGAGCCACCGAUUAACUUCAAUAUGGAUGAUGAAAUUGCAAGAAGAACGGAGGAGUUGAUAUCGAAUACGUAUGGAAAAACCGUUGCCUUGUUGAGACGCCAUCAUACCGCUUUGCUCAAAACCGUUAAGGUUCUUCUUCGCCAAAUGGAGAUGACGGGGGAUGAAAUCGACUACAUUUUGGAGAAAUACCCGCCAAAUACUCCGACAAGUCGGUUACUUGAGGAAGGAGAUCCAGGGAGCCUUUCAUUUUUUAAGCAAAAACAAGGACAAGAUGUUGAGUUGGAGUAUAGCAUCUUAAAUCAAUGACACUUUUUAAUGAUAACUGAUACUAGAAUUGCAAUCCUAUUUUUCUUCAAAUAUUGGUGUUUGUGAAAAAGGCAGCAGAAACUAGUUUUGUUGACAAGAGGACUUGUUGUUUUUAGAUGUGUGUGUAUAGGGGUUUUGUAGAAAUCUUGAAAAAAAAAACCAUUAUUUCCUACAAAAAUAUUUGUAUGUGAUCAGAAACUAGUUUUGUUGUUUUUAGGACAAUUAUUUGUAUGUUGAUUUCAACUAUUUUUGGUGUUUGUUAA